CAAAACCGUUCAAUGGGUCCCUCUGAUCACAACGAAACUAAUCGAAAAUGUUGCCACCCAUUCACGACUCUAUCGACUGGCCAGCCAAGCGGUGACAAACAGUGAACACAAAGACAACAAAUCGAAUCAGUCACCGACACGGAUCUCAGUUGGUAUCUGACGAAUGUGAGCAUGCACAAGAAUGUGGCCAAUUCGAAAUUCUACACCGAUCAUGUGGAUGAAAAGUCUUUGGUCGAUCCGGAAGUGAAGUUACUGCACGCGUUCGUUAGCAUUUGCGAUACAUUCAGGGACGAAUGUUUGGAUGACGAGGCGUUGGAGAAAUAUUUGACCCAAGUCACGCAAACGAUUUUAUAUUUCACAUUGCCCGAGACGGACUUUGCUUGCCUGCCGUUGAGAACAUUCCUAUCCACUUUAUUGGCAAACGUUGUGUUCAAACCGUUGCUGGAAAUGUUCUCCGAUCCGGAUUUUUUGAAUCUGCAAAUUGCGCGUUUGUGUCCUAAGGAACCUCCGGUGGAAUUUUUGCUCAAACUUCUGCGAUGCUCGUCAGAUUUCUCGGAAUUGCGAGCCUGUCGACAGUUUAUAACAAAAGAAAUGGAUUUGAAAUUUAAAGAUUCGGCCACGAAUCCGGAAUUGAGUAGCUUGAAGUACACACAGAAAUUAAUCGAUUUACGGCUGAGUUACUUGCAAAACCAUAGAUCGGGCAAAUCUGACAAGGAUAAGCCAAUAUCAAAUAUGCCAAUUUUAUCAUUAGACGAAUUGCUGAACAAAGAGAUUGCACUGUCCUACUAUUUGGACUACUUAAGCAUCUUGAAUCUGCAAAAAUAUGUGAUUUUCUAUUUAACGGCUCAGGAAUGGAAACUUUCAUUUAGUCGUUCAAUGUUAGACCUACAGUCCAACAAAACGAAAACUUCCCGUGACGAAUUACUCAAAAGUCUGCGCGACAAGGCACAAAACAUAUUCACGGAGUACUUGCUUCCAACGUCUUCGAACUGUUUGAACAUCGACCAUGGACUGAUAGAGGCUUUGACUAUUAAACUGAAAGAUCAAACAUUGAGCCCCGAGCCGAUGUGGUUCGAUUCGAUUUGUAAAUUUGUUUACGAGAAACUGAAGAAUGAAGAGAUUUUCCUGACAAAUUUCUACCAAAGUUCCGCGCGAUACAUUGCGAGGGACAAUACGCCGUGUAUGCCAUUCAAGUGUCGGUCGUCGAAGAUAAUCAACAGAAAUGCUGGCAUAUUUAUCGACGCUACUCACGGUUCCUGGAGCUUAAGAAAAUUUUGGUUAAGAAGUAUCCUACGAUGUCACGAGUUCCGUUUCCCGCCAAGAAGGCAUUCCAAAAUACUCAACGAUCUGUACUAGAACACCGAAUGGCUGUGCUGAAUGAUUUUUUGAGAUAUU
This is a messenger RNA of Bradysia coprophila, 1395 nucleotides long. Its product is annotated as sorting nexin-13-like. NCBI's taxonomy places the organism in Eukaryota, Metazoa, Arthropoda, Insecta, Diptera, Sciaridae. The record is from RefSeq and is a predicted model, not a curated record.